AGAAGGUAGUGGAAGAUGGAGCACAUCUAGACCACUCAGUUUAGAAUAUUACGGUGAACCAUGUGAGCUGUUUACAUUAAGACGACACCGAGCACUUCUUCGCGAGACGUCUACCUCAUGACGGGGAUCAACGGCUGCAUGACUGGAUCGACAUGACUGUGGCCAGACUUUGUCGGGGUCGCAACCUGGCCGUUGUCCUCGGUGCCAAUCUGUUAUUUUUCGGCCUGCUGCUGGCCUUCCAGGGUGUGAGAGUGGACGUCGAUGGGAGCCAAGCUAACGCUUUUCAACCUCAAGACAGUCAGUCAGCCAUCUAUAAACUUCCAAAAACAUCCGCUUCAUUAAUGAGAGCCAAAUAUUACAAGUUGUCGGAGGAGAAGUUCUGCAAUUUCAUGAACAGCGAGCCGUCGCGUUCGUUGAUGUACAAGAAAUGCGUCUGCUCGAGCGGAUUCUACGGCGCCGACUGCGGAAUUCCUCGUUUCAUCUGGUCACAGCUGCUCCUCAACGGCACGAAGGAGAUGACGCUGAAGAGACUGCACGAGCCGAGGAGGAUCAUUGAGUUCAAGUUCUCGAGUGUCACCGAGCCGAGUUCGGUCGUUCGAAAUGUAACAGUUUGUAACAACGCUACAAUGGUGAACGCCUCCCUGGAGGCCUUCCGCCGAGAAGUCCCCGACCUGCAGGUGUACACAGGUCCCGUCCAAGCGAACUUCUCGUGUGCCAACCCCAAAAUUGCAGCUUUCUCCUGUCCGAGCCUCCUGUGCUGCUGGAACCGGUUCUGGAUGCUCGCGUCGGAGCUCUCGUUCACCGACCUGGUCGUCGUCGACAUAGGGGGCGAGUCGACUGCCGUAGGGUCGACGUUGCCGGGCGAUCUGCUAGAGUUCUUCAAAUUCUACCAAGGAUUCCCCGAGGUCCUCAUGAUCAGGCGUGGGCCGUCGGUGUCGGUCGUGGCCAGCUUCAACUCGAUAGCCGUCGAAUGUAACUUCGACAUUAAGUGCAUAGCGUCCUGUGAGAGUUCCAAGUUCCAAGUGAUCAGUCUAGAUCUCUGAGCGGAGAACCACUCUGAACGGACCGUCUCCGUAGAAUAGUCGGACACGACCGAGGU
This is a messenger RNA of Galendromus occidentalis (western predatory mite), 1099 nucleotides long. RefSeq lists its product as uncharacterized. Bases 153 to 1043 code for a protein of 296 amino acids. Lineage: Eukaryota; Metazoa; Arthropoda; Arachnida; Mesostigmata; Phytoseiidae. The transcript has 3 exons. The record is from RefSeq and is a predicted model, not a curated record.